AUGCAGUUUGAGAGCUUACUGGACAGUCCAAAAGACUAUGUUUCAAGCCUUUUGGUUGUGCCAGAAAACCCACAUUUGAUUGUUACGGCCUGGGACGGGACAACAUCGGUUUACGAUUACGAGAAAAAUAAGCUUUUGGCUCGAUUAGAGCACGAAUAUGGACUUCUGAGUAGUACAUCUACACUGGGCGGGAAAGUUUGCGUGGGUUCUGUCCAAGGUGAGAUUCUGGAAGUGGAUUUUGAGUCUGCGAAAUUCGAUUUGAUCUCUGACGAUGCAACGCUAGGAAUAAGUGCCAUGAGCACAAGUAAUGGGAAUGUAGUAGCGGGCUCGUGGGAUGGUAACUUACAAAUAGUGGAUCCCAGGAAAAAACAGGUGGUUUAUCAAAAACGGAUGGAAAACCGUAAAGUGCUUGCGCUCGAUUCCAACGAUGACGUUGCAGUGGUUGCCUACACGGGAGGAAAAGUGGCUAUUUACGAUUUCAGAAACAUGGACCAGCCCGUGAUACAAGAAUCGGGUCUCAAAUUCCAAACCCGCGACAUCAAACUGAUGCAGCAAGGUCAAGGCUACGCACAAAGCUCCGUCGACGGCAGGGUAGCGGUCGAAAGCUUCGAUAAUGAAUCGCAGAGACUUGCAUUCCGCUGUCACCGAAUGAAUCUGACUGACAGCCAGUUUGUUUUCCCCGUGAACUCAUUAGCCUUCAGUUCGAAGACAAACCGUCUGUACACGGGAGGCUCCGACGGCAAAGUAUUUGCGUGGAACAUCGAAACUCGCAAAAAGACCGAACAGUUACUCAAGACAGAGGAGAGUGUUGUAAAACUGGCAACGCACGACGAUAUGUUGUUUGUGGCUGCAACAGACGACUCUUUCAAAACGAUGGCCACGGUGCAAGACGUGGAAACCCCCACCAGCCGAAUCUAUUUUACAAAACUAUAA
This is a messenger RNA of Lachancea sp. 'fantastica', 933 nucleotides long. The record is from the annotation of a GenBank genome assembly. Lineage: Eukaryota; Fungi; Ascomycota; Saccharomycetes; Saccharomycetales; Saccharomycetaceae.